AUGAUCUUCUGUAAAACCGCACCAGCUGACAUGGCCUCCUACCCUCGUUCAAUGGGGUUGGAGCUGUGUGUAUGGCCAGAGAUGAGAAAGCUUUGCCUAAGAAAGAACCUUAUGUAUGAGUUUAUAAGGUUGUUAGCAAUACCAUACAAGACCAUGAGGGGAGUUAGUCGAUGUCUUGGAGGAGUUUCGCGUUGUUGCAGCGUUCCAAAUAUGUCAUCCAGUUUGCGCAUUGAAUUGGUACCAUGCCUUAGAGACAACUAUGCAUAUAUAGUACACGACGAGGAUACUGGAACAGUUGGAGUGGUUGAUCCUUCUGAAGCUGCACCUGUUAUAGAUGUGUUGGAUCGUAGAAAAUGGAAUUUGAAUUACAUACUGAUCACUCAUCAUCAUUAUGAUCACACCAAUGGCAACAUGGACUUAAAAGAAAGGUAUGGUGCAAAGGUCAUUGGAUCAAUUUUAGACAAGGAGAGUAUCCCUGGGAUUGAUAUUGCUUUGGAUGAUGGGGAUAAAUGGAUGUUUGCAAGCCACAAAGUGCUCGUGAUGACAACUCCUGGUCAUACCCGAGGACAUAUUAGUUUCUACUUCCCUGGAUCAAAGUCAAUUUUUACAGGAGACACUUUGUUCAGCUUGUCAUGUGGCAAGCUCUUGCAUGGAACUCCUGAGCAGAUGUUUUCUUCCCUGAGUAAGAUUAAAUUGCUGCCAGAGGAUACAAAAAUAUAUUGUGGUCAUGAAUAUACAUUGAGUAAUUCGAAGUUUGCACUAUCUAUAGAACUGGGUAAUGAAGAACUGCAAUCUUAUGCUGCCCAUGUGGUGCAUCUCCGAAGCAAGGGGUUGCCAACGAUCCCUACGACGUUAAAGCAGGAGAAGUUGUGCAAUCCAUUCCUUCGCACUUCAAUUAGGGAGAUCCGACAGUCACUAAAUAUUCCUGAAUUGGCCAGUGACGAAGAAGCCUUGGGCGCUAUCUGCCAAGCCAAGGACAACUUUUAG
Messenger RNA from Fraxinus pennsylvanica, 987 nucleotides. The record is from the annotation of a GenBank genome assembly. NCBI's taxonomy places the organism in Eukaryota, Viridiplantae, Streptophyta, Magnoliopsida, Lamiales, Oleaceae.